UCAGGUAAGCUCAGGUGAGCUGGCUGGCAUGCAGGUGGCUCACCGGUCUCGGAGCUCGGCUUGGAGCUCUCGGCCGGGUGGCAAGCCCUGCGACUCGCAGACGCAUGCGCAGUCGAUAAAACACAUUCGAAUCGAACGCUAGCGGUGCCGGUGGCGCGCAGCAGCAGCCUUAAAAUAUUUACCUUAAAAAACACUAACAAAAAAAAACAGAAACGAACUCGAUUGCAAUUUCCAUUCAUACCCCCCAUUCAUACGGAUUUUCGGCGUCUUUUUCGAAAGCUUUACUUUCUUUCUUUAGCCGAUCCUUGGACAGCUUUCAUUUUCAUUUUUCGAUCAAUCGCGAACCGGUUCGGCUUCUGGAUCGGUUUCCCAGUUACUUAAUCCCAGCGUUCAUGUAACCAUAAUCCUGGACAGCGUCAGGCAUGGGAUCGGAGCGAGUGGCGCUGCUAUAUCUUGUGCUGAUCGCCAUGCAGCAGGUGGCCACGGCCACGAUACGUCAGUCGCGCGAAAUUAUCAUCACAGAUGCGGUGCGACGCAUCCAGAACGACGGCUACAAUGUGGAGCGCCACACGGUGACAACGAAGGACGGAUAUGUCCUCACCCUGCAUCGCAUCCCCCAGGUGGAUCCGGAACGGGGAAGUGUAUUGCGACGCCCGUUGGUCUUUCUCCUCUCCGGACUAUAUGCCUCGUCGGAUGUGUGGCUGCUUAAUGGACGCGAGGACUCCUUGGCCUACCUCCUUUGGCGCGCCGGCUAUGAUGUCUGGCUGGGAAACAAUCGGGGCAACAUCUAUUGCCGCAAGAACCUGUGGCACAAUGCCACCGAACGCGAGUUCUGGGACUUUAGCUGGCACGAGAUGGGCGUCUACGAUCUGCCCGCCCAAGUGGACUAUGUCCUGCGAACCACCGGCCAGCGGGCGAUGCAUUUUGUGGGUAUCUCGCAGGGCGGCACCGUCUUCCUCGUUAUGAACUCGAUGCUGCCACACUACAAUGCUGUAUUCAAGAGCGCCACCCUCCUGGCACCGGUGGCCUAUGUCAGCAACACAAAGAGUGGCCUGGCCAAGAUCAUUGGACCGGUAUUGGGCACUCGGAACUACGUUUCCAAGAUGCUCGAAGGCGUGGAGAUGUUCUCCACGAACAAGUUCUUCAAAAAGUUUCUGUCGAUGACGUGUCUGGAGAACGAGAAGCCUAUGGUGUGCAUCAGUCGCUUGUGGCCCGUUGCUGGCUACGACACUCGUUUCCUGAACAAGACCUUACUACCGGAUCUGAUGGCAAACUUUCCGGCCGGUGGAUCAGUGAAGCAGUUGAUGCACUACUUCCAAGGAUAUGUGUCCACUCGGUUCCGGCAAUACGACUACGGUCCGGAGCGCAACUGGCUCCACUACCAGCAGCUGGAGCCGCCGGAGUAUGUCCUGGAGAAUGUGUCCACGCCGGUGACCGUGUUCUUCUCAGAAAACGAUUACAUCGUGGCGCCAGCCGAUAUUUGGAGGCUCCUCACCCGGCUGCCCAAUGUGGAGGCCGUGUACAAAGUGCCGUGGAAGCGCUGGAACCAUUUCGACUUCAUAUGCGGUCUGGGAGUCCGAGAGUACAUCUUCGACAACAUCGUUCUCUCCAUGAAUCGCUACGAGCAGCGGAGACGCUAAAGGACUUGGGUGGGUGUGGGUCUUUACAUCUUUAGGAAAAGAAGUGUCGCAGCCAGAACUAUCACUAGUGCCAAAAACAAAUUUUAGGUUUACGAAACUGAGUCUGCAGUUGAUUCGGCUACAUCAACUACAGAUACACGUACUGAUUAAUAAAUAAAUAAUUUAUAGAUUAGACUACGAAGA
This is a messenger RNA of Drosophila ananassae, 1823 nucleotides long. RefSeq names its product lipase 3. The record is from RefSeq and is a predicted model, not a curated record. Lineage: Eukaryota; Metazoa; Arthropoda; Insecta; Diptera; Drosophilidae. Gene Ontology annotation, molecular function: hydrolase activity, acting on ester bonds. The transcript has 3 exons. The coding region runs from base 423 to 1640 and encodes 405 amino acids. Gene Ontology annotation, biological process: lipid metabolic process.